GCGACUUUCAGAGCCGGACCAUGGCCUCUCGCUGGUGGCGGUGGCUACGUGGCUGCUCCCGGGGACCCGCAGCGCGGAGCCCCGGGCCCAGCUCCCCCGCCAGCGUGGGGCCGCCUGGGCCGCGCGCCACCGCCGACGGCCGCGCGCAGAUGCUCUGUUUUAAUCUUGUGAAGAGUCUCACAUCUGCUUUUCCAAAUGUGUGUAGUAUGUCACGGUUUCAGCACACGACACCGGCUGUGUGUUGCUGCAGUAAAACACGGAGUGGUGAGAAAUUCUCUGAUCCUUUUAAACUUGGGUGGAGAGACUUGAAAGGCCUGUACGAGGACAUCAGAAAGGAGCUGCUCAUAUCCACCGCCGAGCUGAAGGAGAUGUCCGAGUACUACUUUGACGGGAAAGGCAAGGCUUUCCGGCCAGUUAUCGUGGUACUGAUGGCCCGAGCGUGCAACAUCCACCACAACGACUCCCGAGACGUGCAAGCCAGCCAGCGCUCCGUAGCCUUAAUUGCAGAAAUGAUCCACACUGCUAGUCUGGUUCACGACGACGUUAUUGACGAUGCCAGCUCUAGAAGAGGAAAACACACAGUUAAUAAGAUCUGGGGUGAAAAGAAGGCCGUUCUUGCUGGAGAUCUGAUUCUGUCUGCAGCAUCGAUAGCGCUGGCUCGGAUCGGAAAUACGGCUGUCAUAUCUAUUUUAACGCAGGUUAUCGAAGACCUGGUGCGUGGUGAAUUUUUGCAGCUAGGGUCGAAAGAAAAUGAGAACGAGAGAUUCGCACACUACCUGGAAAAAACCUUCAAGAAGACGGCCAGCCUGAUUGCCAACAGUUGUAAAGCAGUCUCUGUCCUAGGAUGCCCGGACCCCGUGGUGCACGAGAUAGCCUAUCAGUAUGGGAAAAACGUGGGCAUAGCCUUUCAGCUAAUAGACGACGUGUUGGACUUCACCUCGUGUUCUCACCAGAUGGGCAAGCCGACAUCUGCUGAUCUGAAGCUCGGCCUAGCCACUGGCCCUGUGCUCUUUGCCUGUCAGCAGUUUCCAGAAAUGAAUGCUAUGAUAAUGAGACGGUUCAGUUUGCCAGGAGAUGUGGAUAGAGCGCGACAAUAUGUAUUACAGAUGCCCCCAAUGGCCCUUGGCUGGGACAAAAACCAGGAGCAGGGAACUCACCCCAGGUCUCUCACAUGGGUGGCAGGAACCCAGCCACUUGCUGCCUCCCAGGGUUUGCAUGAGCAGGAAGCUGAGUGAUGGUGUGCAACAGACAACCUACCUCGCCCAGCGGUACUGCCAUGAAGCCAUCAGAGAGAUCAGCAAACUGCGACCAUCCCCAG
Molecule: messenger RNA, 1318 nt
Organism: Lepus europaeus (European hare)
Lineage: Eukaryota; Metazoa; Chordata; Mammalia; Lagomorpha; Leporidae
Gene: PDSS1
Product: decaprenyl diphosphate synthase subunit 1
Exons: 12
Coding region: 21-1235 (404 amino acids)
Biological process (GO): ubiquinone biosynthetic process; isoprenoid biosynthetic process
Cellular component (GO): transferase complex; mitochondrion
Molecular function (GO): prenyltransferase activity
Source: RefSeq, a predicted model, not a curated record